AUGAAUCUCUUUCUCUGUCUUCUGCUUAUCCCGAUUGUUCUCCUAGCAUUCCAAGUCAAAAGAAUCGUCUCGACCUUUUCUUCUCCUUACUACCGCGCCAAGUUUAUUCUCAACGACUUCUGUGAAAAGAUGCACUCCUCCGCCGUGUCCGACUCCCCUGAGCUCGAGAGCAACAAGCCGACCGAGAAAAAUGACCGAACCCCCCCUGAUGGAGGUGCGAGAGCAUGGGCUUAUGUCGCUGGGUCGUUCUUGUUGCAGUUCUGCUCCGUAGGCUAUGUUAACGCAUGCGGCAUGUUUCAGAUGUACUACUCGGAAGUCAUGUUCAAGGACCAGUCGUCAUCGGCCUUGGCUUGGAUCACCACUCUUCAGAUCUUUAUGCUCUUCAUGUUCGGUCCCGCUGUUGGCAAAAUGAUCGAUGUCUAUGGCUGCCGCAAGACACUACUCCCCUUCAGUAUCAUGGCUGUUUUCUCCGUCUGUAUGCUGAGCCUCUGCACAAAGUACUGGCAAGUUAUGCUUGCUCAGGGUGUCGCUUUUGGGUUCGCCGCUGCUGGUCUGUCUCUCCCCGCCAUGGCAACGGCCACUCAAUGGUUCUCUACAAAGAAGGGUUUGGCUGUCGGUAUUGUUUCUGCUGGGAGCAGUUUGGGAGGUGUGAUCUACCCCUGCAUGAUCCCUCGACUCAUCGAAGAAGUCGGCUUCGCAACUGCUGUUCGUUGGACUGCACUCUUACAAGGAGUCCUCUUAGUCAUCGCAAAUGCUCUCUGCACUUCCCCAUUCCCACCUCUUGGCAAAGUCUCGCAACCAGCAAAGAAAGAAAACGUUCCUAGCAGUGAAAUCAACGGAUCCAAGAAAGGACCAUGGGUGUUUUUCGUCCUAGGCUGCUUCUUCACCAUGUGGGGUCUCUUCGCACCCUUGAACUACCUCCCAGAGAUGGCCUCGCUUCAUGGAUACAAAGACUUCGCUGUGUAUACCUUGGCCAUUGCCAACGCCGGUUCCCUGUUUGGCCGUAUCGUACCUGGCUGGGUAAGUGAUAGGAUCGGCUCCUUCAAUACCAUGAUCAUCGUGACUGGUUUCUCUGGAGCUCUUGUUCUGGCCUUUUGGCUUCCCCUCGAGUUUCACACCUCUAAAGGUGGUAUCAUCGUCUUCGCCCUGCUCUUUGGGUUUGCCAGUGGCGGUUUCGUCAGUCUGGGUCCUCCGUGUGUUGUAUUCCUCACGGAUGACCGGGUUGAUGAGAUCGGGUUCAAGUUGGGAGGCUUUUGCCUGGCCAUCGCCCUGGGUGCUCUGACUGGACUUCCCAUCGAAGGGGCUAUUAAAGACCGGGAAGGGGAUAGGUUUACUGGGUUGAUGUGCUUUGCGGGCGCGUCUAUGCUACUCGGAAGCUUCUGUAUGGCUGCCGCUCGAGUGUCCAAGGAUGGCACUCAACUCUGCAAGAAGAUCUAG
Molecule: messenger RNA, 1437 nt
Organism: Fusarium verticillioides 7600
Lineage: Eukaryota; Fungi; Ascomycota; Sordariomycetes; Hypocreales; Nectriaceae
Exons: 3
Coding region: 1-1437 (478 amino acids)
Biological process (GO): transmembrane transport
Cellular component (GO): fungal-type vacuole membrane
Molecular function (GO): transmembrane transporter activity
Source: RefSeq, a predicted model, not a curated record